AUGAAGUCGGAUGACCCCCCUGUGACGCCCGUGUCGGCCACGGACAGGCGGCAGAGCACCAUUGUCACCCGCGAGGAUGCUCGUCUCGAGGACUUGGGCUACAAGCCCGAGCUGAAGCGCGCUUUCUCCAACCUCGAGGUAUUUGGUGUCGCGUUCUCUAUCAUGGGUGUCGUGCCGUCCAUUGCCAGUGUCAUCUUUUACAACCUGCCGUAUGGAGGGCCCGUCGGCAUGGUGUGGGGCUGGGUCGUUGCCGCCGUCCUGAUUGGCACGGUCGGUCUGGCCAUGGGAGAUCUCGCAUCCUCAAUGCCCACUUCCGGUGGUCUCUACUACUGGACCCACCGCCUCAGCCCUCCCAAGUACCGCAACUUCCUGGCAUGGCUGGUUGGAUACAACUCCUUCCUGGGUAAUGUCGCUGCCACAUCGUCACUCGCGUGGGGUGCCCAGGGCAUCAUCUUCGCAGCAGCGUCGAUGGGUUCUCCUGGCUUCAGCCCCGAGAUGUGGCAGACGUUCUUGCUCUACUGCGCCGUCCUCAUCUUCUGCGGCGUCUACUGCGCCUACUUCACGACCCUGUUUGCCCGCAUGCAGAACCCGGCCACCGCCCUCAACCUCAUCCUUGCCUUGGUGACCAUCAUCGGCCUGCCCAUCGCGCGUCGCAAACAUCUCAACACUGCCAAGUUCACCUUCACCGGCUGGGUCAACCUUCACGGCUGGGGUAGUGGCCUCACCUUCUUGCUCUCGAUGCUUGCACCCGUUUGGACCAUUGGAUCCUUCGACUGUGCCGUGUCCAUCUCCGAGGAGGCCUCGAAUGCAGCCACCGCCGUUCCAGCUGCCAUCAUCGGUGCUAUCGGAUCUGCCGGUGUGCUCGGCACACUCAUCCUCAUCAUCUUUGCUCUCUGCAUGGGCACCGACGUCCAAGCCAUCAACGAUGACCCCAUUGGCCAGCCCCUGGCCGUCAUCUACCAGAUGGCGUUUGGCACAAAGGGUGCCCUCGCCGUUUGGUCCCUUAUCGCCAUCUCCCAGUUGGGCAUGACCGCCUCGCUUAUCCUCCCCGCCUCGCGCCAGGCUUUUGCCUUCGCUCGUGAUGGCGCCCUCCCCUUCUCCAAGUUCUGGUACAAGGUCGACCCCAAGACUGAGACCCCGGUCCGCACUGUAUGGCUCGUUGUCGGCUGCGCUAUCCCGCUUGGUCUCCUUGGCUUUGCGGACCCUGUCAACCAGGCUGCCAUCAACGCCAUCUUUGCCCUCAACGUGAUGGGUCUCUACGUCGCCUACGUCAUCCCCAUCGGUGCUCGUGUCAUCUGGGGUGAGAACCACUUUACACCUGGCCCUUGGUACCUCGGUCGCUGGAGUCGCAUCACGGCGCUCAUCGCCUCGCUGUGGAUGCUCUUUGCCAUUGUCAUCUUCUGUUUCCCUGGUGACCCCAACCCGGACGGAGCCAGCAUGAACUACGCCGUCGUCGUGUCGGCUGGAGCAUGGCUCUUUGCCAUCGUCUACUGGUUCUUCCCCAAGGUUGGCGGCAAGACCUUCUUCACUGGUCCUCGUACCUCUGACCUCUCGGCCGAGGUCCACGAGUACUACGAGCAAGAGUACGGAGGAACCAUCGAGGACCCCAACAAGAAGUCGUCCAAGGUCACGACUGUUGCGGUUGACCCGGACCACAAGGAGCGCCCGGAGUCGGACGGCAGUGACAGCCGCGUUCAGACCAUUGACGCGGGGCGAUAG
Vanrija pseudolonga is the source of this 1719-nucleotide messenger RNA. RefSeq names its product putative amino-acid permeasec (gene SPAC11D3.08c). Gene Ontology annotation, cellular component: membrane. Bases 1 to 1719 code for a protein of 572 amino acids. The transcript has 5 exons. Lineage: Eukaryota; Fungi; Basidiomycota; Tremellomycetes; Trichosporonales; Trichosporonaceae. The record is from RefSeq and is a predicted model, not a curated record. Gene Ontology annotation, biological process: transmembrane transport. Gene Ontology annotation, molecular function: transmembrane transporter activity.